AUGAAGACCUUCAUAUUAUUUACAUCCCUCAUCGCAGGCACCCAGAGCCUCGCACCGAUAAUAGGUCUCGAAGACGCAAAUCCUACAUCAGACAACUACAUCGUGGUCCUGAAAAAAGGAACUUCCAACGCAGCAUUCCAAUCGCACUUGUCGUCUGUCAGCACCAGACUAAGCACACGUAGCACGAUCAAACAGCACGAUAUCUUCAACACUGGCACAUUCAAAGCCUACACCCUCGUCGUGCCAAAUACCACCAUCGUCUCCCUAGCAAAAACCCCCGAGAUCGACUACAUCGAACGCGACCAGCCCUUUACUCUACCUUCUGUGGCGUCUUUCGAGUCUACCGCAAAACGCAGCGUCCAGGCCAACGCGCCGUGGAACCUUGCGCGGAUCUCGCACAGACAAAGAGGGAGUACCGAUUACGUAUAUCAACCAACGACCGGCACAUGGGUGUAUAUACUCGAUACUGGCAUAAGAGUCUCGCACCAGAGUUUCCAGGGACAAGCGGUGUGUGCCUUCAACGCUGUUGCAUCGGGCACGUGCGAUGAUUUGAACGGGCAUGGAACACAUGUCGCUGGCAUCGCGAGCUCGCAGACGUAUGGCGUUGUCCGUUUCGCGGGGAUUGUGGGCGUACGGGUGUUGGACAGUUCGGGUUCGUCGACGACUGCAACUAUCAUCUCCGGCAUCAACUGGGCCGUGCAAGACAUCCUGAGCAAGGGCCGCGUCGGCAAAGCAACCGGUCUACUCGCUGUCGGCGGCGGGUUUAGCGCUGCCUUGAAUGCCGCCGUUGCUAGCGCCGCCAGCUCUGGCUUGAUGCUAGCAGUCGCUGCAGGGAGUGAGGGUACCAGCGGUGGUAAUACAUCUCCUGGGUCGGAGCCAACGGCUUGCGUGGUAGGCGCGACCACUGUCGGGGAUGCUCGGCUGGCUUCUUCCAAUUACGGACCUAAUAUCGACAUCUGGGCCCCAGGGCAGAACAUCGUCUCGCUCUGGAUCACAAGCAGCACGGCCACAAAUGCGCUCUCGGGUACAUCGGUCGCAGCGGCGCACAUCGCCGGGCUUGGGGCGUACUUUCUCGCGCUCGAAGGACCGCGAGGUGCGGUAGAACUAUGCGAGAGGAUGAGGCAGGUUGCGACGGCGAAUGUGCUUACGGGGAUUCCAGCGGGCACGGCGAAUCUCCUGGCAUACAACUUAAGCGGUCUGUAA
Molecule: messenger RNA, 1203 nt
Organism: Paraphaeosphaeria sporulosa
Lineage: Eukaryota; Fungi; Ascomycota; Dothideomycetes; Pleosporales; Didymosphaeriaceae
Product: subtilisin-like protein
Exons: 3
Coding region: 1-1203 (400 amino acids)
Biological process (GO): proteolysis
Molecular function (GO): serine-type endopeptidase activity
Source: RefSeq, a predicted model, not a curated record